Molecule: messenger RNA, 1083 nt
Organism: Brassica oleracea var. oleracea
Lineage: Eukaryota; Viridiplantae; Streptophyta; Magnoliopsida; Brassicales; Brassicaceae
Product: kinesin-like protein FRA1
Exons: 9
Coding region: 1-900 (299 amino acids)
Biological process (GO): exocytosis; Golgi to plasma membrane transport
Cellular component (GO): cytoplasm; exocyst
Source: RefSeq, a predicted model, not a curated record
AUGAACUUUGCUAGGGCAUCAUCGUUGUCACCUGAUGCAAGGGUGGCUCGAAUAUCUUCUUCACUCGAGAACAUGCUGGGGAUAUCUUCUAACUCUCUAGUAGCAAUGGCGUCACAACUAUCUGAGGAAGAAGAACGAGAGCGUGCUUUUACAAACCGUGGCCGUUGGAACCAGCUACGAUCAAUGGGAGAGGCUAAGAACUUACUUCAGUGCCAGUUAUGGGAGAAAGAUGUUGAAAUAAAAGAAAUGAAAGAUCAGUUCAAAGAGAUCGUUGGCCUUAUGAGUCAGAGUGAGCUGAGAAGGAAAGAAGCAGAGAAGGAGCUUAAACUAAGAGAGCAAGCACUUGCAACUUCCUUAGCUUCAUCUCCACUUGGAACCCCACCGAGUUCAGUGAAACAUUUAGCUGAAGACAUGAUCACACCUUCUCCAAUGACCGUGUCAGCACAAAAACAGCUCAAGUUCACUCCAGGGAUUGCCAACGGAAAAGUGAGAGACCAUUUAGUCGUGGCUUAUCUCUCCCGGGUACUUGAGUCAGCCUUCACUGCUUUGGAAGGUCUUAAUAAGCAAGCCUUCCUGACUGAACUGGGAAACAGGCUAGACAAACUACUACUAACUCACUGGCAGAAGUUCACAUUCAAUCCCAGUGGAGGACUACGGCUGAAGCGUGACAUAAACGAGUAUGGAGAUUUUGUAAAGAGAUUCAGUGUUCCAUCUGUGGAGGAGAAAUUUGAGCUUCUGGGAAUAAUGGCGAACGUAUUCAUCGUUGCUCCAGAAAGUUUGGCGACUUUGUUCGAGGGUAGUCCAAGCAUUCGCAAAGACGCGCAAAGGUUUAUACAACUGGGGAAGACUAGAAGAGUGCAAAGCUGGCAACAAGACUCAGCUCCUUGUGGCCAAGCUUGAGCUGAUGAUACCAAUGUUUAAAGAAACUACUUGAACCAAGAAGUCCUCUACUGCGAGAGAUAUUUUAUGUAUAUUAACUUGAAUAAUAAUAAUCUAUGCCCUCGUUUAAUUUUGAAUCCUUAUUUUGUAUGAGUGCAUCAAACACUUUGGACCAGUCACACUCCUUUGUUAGUUGGAUUCUUA